Molecule: messenger RNA, 780 nt
Organism: Scatophagus argus
Lineage: Eukaryota; Metazoa; Chordata; Actinopteri; Scatophagidae
Gene: smim20
Product: small integral membrane protein 20
Exons: 3
Coding region: 89-298 (69 amino acids)
Biological process (GO): mitochondrial respiratory chain complex IV assembly
Cellular component (GO): mitochondrial inner membrane
Source: RefSeq, a predicted model, not a curated record
GACCAGGCGACCUUUACACCGGAAACAGUUCCUGUAAACUCUGUGUACAUUUGGAGGUGAGAGCGUGACAUCCGAUGCAACAUUUAAAAUGUCCAAAAACACUAGAAUAGCUUUCAUAUUUGGAGGCUUUGUAACGGCUGUUGCCGCUGCAUUUUACCCCAUAUUCUUCUACCCGCUCGCACACAAAAACGAGUACAGAGAAGUCCAAAAGGUAAACCGGACAGGAAUCGACCAAGCAGACAUUCAGCCUGUGGGUGUGAAAAUAUGGUCUGAUCCAUUCAAGCCUGCAGGCAAAUGAUGCUGACACUGAUGCUGAUGAAGAUUUUGAAGAGAGAAUUCCUUUUUGAUGAGUGCUUGCUGUGCGCACGAGUGAGUGCUUUCUAGAAUGUGUUUUUUUUUUUUUUUGGUUGUUAAAGUCAUAUAAAUAAAGUUCAGAGCUCUUAUAACUGCAAUAUGAUUCUUCAACAAUUUGUUAAUUUAACUUCUCUCUCUAAUGAGUAAUAUAUUGUGAUGACACGAAGAAAAACAAAUCAAACCGUGUGAUGGACUUUCUACCACAUUCCUGUCAUCUUUCAAAUUUCAGAUGAUGUGCUGCUACUUCUCUUUUGUCCACAAGGGGGUGCUCUAUGCCUAUCUGUCGACACAAAAUAUUGUGUGAUGUUUUGUUUGUGCAUCUUAGAUAUUUUGGAAAAACUUUUGUAUUUCCAAAAGCCUUGCUCUGGUAUGUGGCCUGUGGUAAAUUAUAAUAAAAUACAGUGGUUUGUAUACCCAUCUCAUUCA